UAAAGCAGGCAAAGUAAUGGUGGUCUCGGAGAAAACUAAAACGAAUGAAAAACUAUAAAAAAAUUAUGCUCAAGCUAUCAUGAGAUGAAUUACAAGCACAUUCGACCAGUGUAAAAUAAAAAUGCAACUUAAUUAUACAAAAAAUAUUACGUGGACAAGAUAGAAUGUUAUAAUAAGGAUGGUUCAAAAUACGUAAACACGAAGACAAAAGAGCAAGUUCAAGAACAUAUUGAAAUGUCUUUUGCAAACACUCGGCUCAAUUCACCAAGACGUACACGUUUCUUGUCUCCAGAACGAGCAAGGUCCUUUCCAUCCGAACAAUCGACACAACUCGAAUUAAAAAGCAACCGACAAAAAUUUAAUAUAUGCGGCGAGAAAUAUGACAUACAGGAGGCAACCUUACGGCGAUUUCCCAAUACGCUGCUUGGUGAUAAAACGAGACGUGAAAAAUACUGGGAUGAGAUAAACAAAGAAUAUUACUUGGAUAGGAACAGAGCAUGUUUUGAAUCCGUAUUAACAUAUUAUCAGAGUAACGGUAUCCUUGUUAAACCCCAUAAUGUUCCCGAUAUCCUCUUUGUGAAAGAAAUACAAUUCUACGAUCUUGGAGACGAUGUUUUACAGCGAGAUAAAGGUGCAGAUGAGAAGUACAAUUCAAUCACGGAAAAAUCUAAUGAAAAUAUGGAAACAUCGACAACUUUUAAGAGCAAGGUUUGGAAUUUGUUCGAACAUCCCGAGACUUCAACGGCAGCUCGGAUCAUCGCCUGGUUAAGCUGUGCUGUAGUUCUUGUCUCGGUUGUUUUGUUUUGCAUUGAAACGUUGCCACAAUAUAACAAGGACAACGACAGCGAUAAACACAAGUCACCGCUCUUCAUCUUGGAAACAUCAUGCAUUGCAUGGUUCACAAUAGAAUAUUUGGCGAGGUUGAUAAGCUCACCAAAUAAAUACAAAUUCGCCAAGGAUAUUCUGAAUUUUAUCGAUUUAAUAGCCAUUCUUCCAUUUUUCAUUAGUAUUGCAUUGAUUAAGAGCAAUGAUGUGUCGUCAGUGGGAGUUUUGAGAGCAGUUCGACUUGUCCGGGUUUUUCGAGUAUUCAAGUUUUCACGACAUUCGAACGGUUUAAGAAUUCUUGGAUUGACGUUGAAAGCAAGUGUACAAGAGCUAGGAUUACUUGUGUUCUUUCUCUCCAUUGGAGUGUUAUUGUUUGCAAGUGCUAUAUAUUAUGCUGAAAUGAAAACAGAAAACAGUGAAUUCAAAAGUAUACCACAUUCAUUUUGGUGGGCCAUUGUAACCAUGACAACACUGGGAUAUGGAGACAUGUAUCCUACAACACUAAUUGGUAAACUCAUUGGAGGCGUCUGCGCAUGCACAGGAAUUUUGGCAAUAGCUUUACCGGUGCCUGUCAUCGUGGCGAACUUUGAACGCUUCUACAGUGAAUCUCAAGAAGCAGCAGCAGCAGGUUCCAAGGACAGCCAGCAGAAAGCAGCAAAGUAUCAAUCACUAAAGAAGUUCUUUGAUCGACUACGACAUCGUGAUAGAGCCAAGCAAAGAGAAAACGAGGAUGAUAACUACUAUAGUAUGGCAGGAGGAAUCAAUGAAGAAAUUCACAUAUGACUUCAGAGGGUAACAACUACCGCCAAUAAUUGCCAAAGAAAGGACAUUCUCGUUGCAAAACUGAUACUUCGUGUUAUGCAAAAUAUAUGUCUUUAAGCCGAUAAUCUGGUAAACAAUCUUCAUUAAAGUACAUGAAACAAAGUUUUAGGGUGAGAGGACGUCAAAGACUUCUCAGUGCAAACCUUAUAGCCAAUGAAAUUAAUAUAUUUAAUAAGAUACAUGAAAAAAUUCUGAAUUCUGAUUGGUUUAAGAGCAGUGCAAACCUUAUAGCCAUUGAAAUUAAUAUAUUAAAUGAUAGUCGUUAA
Xenia sp. Carnegie-2017 is the source of this 1913-nucleotide messenger RNA. Its product is annotated as potassium voltage-gated channel subfamily A member 1-like. Gene Ontology annotation, cellular component: membrane; voltage-gated potassium channel complex. Gene Ontology annotation, biological process: potassium ion transmembrane transport; protein homooligomerization. The record is from RefSeq and is a predicted model, not a curated record. The transcript is spliced from 4 exons. Gene Ontology annotation, molecular function: delayed rectifier potassium channel activity. The coding region runs from base 235 to 1608 and encodes 457 amino acids. NCBI's taxonomy places the organism in Eukaryota, Metazoa, Cnidaria, Anthozoa, Malacalcyonacea, Xeniidae.